GUGAGCACUGACUUCAUCACAGUGUGGCCCCUUGGAGGACUUGCCUCUGACAACAGCCUUUGAGAAUCCUGGAUAGAGGAUCAUCCUUCUUUCUACUCUGAGAGCUAGGACCCAGUUGUGAGAAGCACAGGGUCUGCUCCACUGAGGGGACUUCUCAGGAUUCCUCAGCAUUCCAGGUGCCAGCGACACCUGCUCUCCAGCUGACAGUCCUACCUGUUGUCCCUGACCUCAGUCAUCAUGCCCCGGGGACACAAGAGUAAGCUCCGUGCUCAAGAGAAACGUCGCCAGGCCCGAAGUGAGAACCAGGCUGCCCAGGAUGCUCAGGCUCCAGGGGCACAGGGAGGGGAGGCCCCAUCCUGCUGUGGUCUCUCUGAGGAAGCUGCCCCCAGGUCCUCUGUAGGCCUUGUUCCCCAGAAGUCACAGGGUACUCCAUCCCCUACUAGCGCCACUGGUGUUACUACACCAAAGAUGUCUGGGAGAGGUGCCAAGAAUAGAGGGAGGGAAAGGGAACCUUCCCCUGUGGCCACAGUGCCCACCAAGUGCUCAGAAAAAGAGCUUCUAAUGAAGAAGGCAGGAAUGUUGAUCCACUACCUGCUGUACAAGUAUCAAAUGAAGGAGAAAGCAGUGAAGGCUGAAAUGGUGAAGAUCCUGCAUAAAAGGUUCCGUCCGCAAUUCCCUGAGAUCCUACGAGUGACCAUUGUAUGGGCAGAGCUGCUCUUUGGCCUUGAGUUGAAGGAAGUCAAGCGUGGUGGUGGCUGCUAUACCCUUGUCAAAAAGUUGAAUGACUCCAACUUUGUGGGCUCAAUCAGUGGCUUGGAUAUCCCCAUGAAUGGGCUUCUGAUGCCACUUCUUGGGGUGAUCUUCUUAAAAGGGAAUUCUGCUUCUGAAGAAGAGAUCUGGGAAUUCCUGAAUAUGAUGGCAAUCUAUGACACCAAGGAGCAUAUAAUCUUUGGUGAGCCACGCAAGUUCAUCACUAAAGAUCUGGUGCAGAAGAAGUAUCUGGUGUACCGCCAGGUGCUUCUAAGUGAUCCUCCACGCUAUGAGUUCCUGUGGGGUCCACGAGCACACAGCGAGAUAAGCAAGAUGAAAGUCCUGGAAUUUUUGGCCAAGGUUAAUGAAACUGUUCCCACAGCCUUCCCAUGCCAUUAUGCAGAGGCUUUGAGAGAGGAGGAAGUGAGGGCCCAAGCUGCAGCUGCAGCCAGCCAUGGAGCUGCAGUUCUGUCUCUUCCUGCUCCGGGGGAAACCUCUAACAUAAUGCCCUAGUGAGAUGGGUACGCUGAGGCUUCAUUUUUUUUUUUAUAAAAGCUACUUUACCUUAUAUCUAGUUAGAGAUUAACAUAGGGCUAGAGAUGUCAUUAAGUAUUCCUGUGUGCCUCUGUCACAUUAGCCUCUGUCAAAUUCAUUGAUGAGAACAUUACUUUAGUUUUAGAACCCAUGAUUUUGAGUAACAUAGAUUACAAUCAUAGUGUUAGUAUUACAUUGAAAUGUUGUAGUAUUACUCUCCUUUAAUACUCUUUAACAUUCUUUGAAAAUGUCUUGUUUUCAGAAUAAAACCAUGGUUUUGAAAGCAAGAUAUAUCUUAUAAAUAUGUAAAACCCCCACCAAAUGUAAUCAAAGUCUGAGUACAUCAAAGCAAUGGA
Messenger RNA from Octodon degus (degu), 1640 nucleotides. Its product is annotated as melanoma-associated antigen B2-like. NCBI's taxonomy places the organism in Eukaryota, Metazoa, Chordata, Mammalia, Rodentia, Octodontidae. The transcript has 2 exons. The coding region runs from base 238 to 1263 and encodes 341 amino acids. The record is from RefSeq and is a predicted model, not a curated record. Gene Ontology annotation, cellular component: nucleus. Gene Ontology annotation, biological process: negative regulation of transcription by RNA polymerase II.